AUGAGUGACUCUGAAGAAGAAUAUGAAGGAGAUCAAAUCCCAUCAGGCGAUGAAUCUAUAGAUGGAAAUGACAUAAGCGAUGAAGAAGGUUGUCACCUGAAUGUAGACUCUGGAAAACAUUAUGAGAAUGAUUCUCGUAGGUUCGAAAACAGUAAAAUUUCAUCAGAUGAAACUUGGUCAAACCAAUCUUUACCUUUCUAUAACUUACCUUUCACGCAGAACGUUGAGCCAAAGAAUAUUCCUGAUACUGUCAGAACACCUUGGGAUAUUUUCUUGAUGCUCUUAUCGUUGAAUGAUGCUUACAUAAGCACGUCAAUGCCGGUUAAAAGAUUCUGUUUUCUGCUUAGUAAUUUGCAUUUGAAUGAUCAAACUAAAGAACCUAAAAAAGGAGAAGCUAAUUUCGACAAAUUAUACAAAAUAAGGCCAUUUAUUUACAGAAUUUCUGAAACUUAUACGCAAUAUUAUGAUCCAACCAGAGAGCAAUCUAUAGAUGAAAGCAUGGUAAAGUUCAAAGGCAGAAAUACUAUGAAACAAUACAUGCCUCAGAAACCCAUAAAACGAGAAUAUAAGAUAUGGGUAAGAUCAGAUAUGAAUGGCUACGUAUGUGAAUUUCAAAUUUAG
Phymastichus coffea is the source of this 621-nucleotide messenger RNA. Its product is annotated as piggyBac transposable element-derived protein 4-like. The transcript is spliced from 2 exons. Lineage: Eukaryota; Metazoa; Arthropoda; Insecta; Hymenoptera; Eulophidae. Bases 1 to 621 code for a protein of 206 amino acids. The record is from RefSeq and is a predicted model, not a curated record.